Molecule: messenger RNA, 1002 nt
Organism: Canis lupus familiaris (dog)
Lineage: Eukaryota; Metazoa; Chordata; Mammalia; Carnivora; Canidae
Product: synapsin-1-like
Exons: 4
Coding region: 1-828 (275 amino acids)
Source: RefSeq, a predicted model, not a curated record
AUGCGGCUCCUCUCCUCCCCCGGCCAAGCUGGCCCGGGCUGGCCCGGCUGCAAGUGCCUCUGGGAGCCACCGGCCUGGCCCCUGCCUGGGCGGACUUCCUGGCUGGAGCUUCUUGGCCUGGGCGCCCCCGGCCCCGGGCUGCAUGCCUGGCACGUGGCCGUUGGGGCAGCCCUGGCUCCGGGGGACCCGGGGAGCCUGCCCGCUGGCCGGCAGAUUCAGGGACCCCCGGCCCUGUGCCCUAAGGACAGGCAGGAAGCCUCUCCCCGCGGCUGCCUCGGGUCCAGCCGGGAAGGUCAGCAGGUGACCGGCUGCGUGAACCAGGACACGGGCGCUGUGUCUCCUCCACGGCCUGGGCUCUGGGUGGGCGGGGGGCUCCCCCCAGCUGUGACGGCGACCUGGCAGGCACCGGUGGGCUUGCACACAGCUCUCCAAAGCCGCUCCAGUGCAGGGCUUGGCCCUGGGUGGGGACGCCAGCAAUAUCCUGGGGAGCACGGGAGUGCCACAUGGGUGUCCACGAAGCAGGCGGCGCGGCCCAGCAGGGGGAUGUGCACAGACGGGGGUGCGAGGACCGCAGCUGCUCCACCAAGAGGAGGAGCGGACGAGCACCUGCUGGGGCUGGGCCCCCCGCAAGCUGCUGCGCUUCCAGGGUGGCAGUGCCCUUCCUGCUACCAAAAUGGCUUCACUCUGCCAAGCAUUUCAGGGAGCUCCAACAUCAGCCUUCCAGAGCUGUGCCACCUCAAGCCAAGAGGAGCCAGGACUUUGUACCUCACCCAUUAUCCCUCAUCAACUAGCCACAGGACACUGGCCAUCCCUGGGGAGAGGCUGUGACCUUGGAAGGUGCUCAGCCUCCCUGCGGCAGACACCAGUGCGAUGGGCUUCUGUUCUCCAUCUCCUCAGCUUGGCCUUCUCCAAAGUUUUGGCCUCCCUCCCUCCCCCGGAGGCCGCACGACCUCUACCUCCCCAGGCCUGCACUGACUGCUGAUUUCUGGAAGCUUCUCUAUC